CAAAACCCCCUUCCUGCCCACAGCGUUGUGUCGCAUCGCAAGUCGAUGUGUCUUGAAGAAAGUCUGAGCUCAAGAGAAACACGCCACGCGCGAGAGCGAAGAGGAAGACCAAGAGAUCUUCGACAGCAGGCUGUUGAAAUUGCCUGAUAACAUACCUUCUAUUCCAUAUUUUACCCCACCGAAUCGCUUGGAGAGCUUCCCGGGCGCUCAUCCGCAGCGUUUGUUAAUUCAUAUUUGUAUAUUGAAAUUAUAUUCAUCGUCACUCACUCACGCAGCUCUCAUCUCAUCACACGAUAACCUCACUCACUUCAUCUCACCCGGCAGCACCGGACACGCUCACCCUCCCCCUCACAACGAUGCCGCCAAAGUCGACGGUCAAGGUAGAGUCCGCUCCCGAGGGCUUCACGCCCGAACGGUUCGAAAAGGAGCUCAAGAGCCUCGCGGCAAAGGCAAAAGGCCAGACCAGAGGCAGAUUCUACAAGCAGCAGGCCACGGCGUACCUGAAGGCCACCAUCCUCAUCGCCCUCGCCGCCACCUAUAGCAACGUCUCCCAGCUGGCCAUGUCGCCCGUCUACGGCGCCAUCCCGUCCUCGAUAUACCACGCCAAGCUCGUCAUGGUCGCCUGCUUCUUUGGCUGGGCCGGCAACGUCGUCCUCAACCGCACCCUGCCCUUCAACCCGGCCACCCUGCUGCCCGUCGUCGCCCUCUGCGUCCCCGCGAUCCAGUACUACCUCUACCAGACCAGCGCGCUGCUGACGGCGUACUGGGGUCCCCUGGUCAUGGAAGGCGUCACGCUGUUCCCUAUCAUCGUCAUCUCGGUGAGCUGCGUGGCGACGGAGAUGGAGAAGGUGAGCCUGUCCAAGCUUCCCAAGUUCCUCGCCGACGCCGCGCCGGGCCUGGGCUCCUGGGGCCUCUUCCGCUUCGUCGAGACGCUGUCGGGCGACUACCUGCAGACCUACGUCGGCCGGUCCUUCUUCCAGACGCGCAUCGGCCUCGAGGCGCUGCUGGGCGCCGCCUACGCCGUCUACGCCCCGUCCAAGCUGCUGCUCUUCGCCGUCCCUGCCGUGCUGCACACGGCGUUCCUGAACCCGCAUGCGCUGACGCCCAUGGCCGCGGCUUCGCUCAACUCCACAUUGCAGGCGGAUAACUGGUUCCUGCUGGAUCGCAAGGAGUCCGUCACGGGGUACGUCUCCGUGCUGGAGAGUAUCAAGCACGGGUACCGUGUUAUGCGGUGCGAUCACUCGCUGCUCGGCGGCGAGUGGGUGAAGCACAAGGGUCCUCGCGUCGCGGAGCCUAUUUAUGGUGUGUUUGUCAUGUUGGAGGCUGUUCGGCUCGUCAAGACGACCAAGGCCGUUCCUGACUCCAAGGCCAAGGCUUUGAACAUCGGCCUUGGUAUCGGUACUACGCCCGCGGCGUUGGUCGCUCACGGCGUCGACACGACGAUUGUCGAGAUCGACCCCGUCGUGCACGAGUUUGCGUCAAAGUACUUCCAGCUGCCGUCCAACCACACACCCGUCAUCGCGGACGCGGUAAGCUACACGCGCAAGCUCGCCGACGACCCGGACGCGAGGUUCGACUACAUUGUCCACGACGUCUUCACCGGCGGCGCCGAGCCCGUGCCCCUCUUCACCCUUGAGUUCCUCCAGGGCCUCAACUCGCUCCUCAAGCCAGACGGCGCCAUCGCGAUUAACUACGCGGGCGACUUCCUCCACCCGGCCCCCAAACUCGUCGUAGACACAAUCAGAGAGGUCUUCCCCUCCUGCCGCAUCUUCCGCGAGUCGGAGCACCCCACCCCGGAGAAAAUCGAGGAGGAGGGCCAGGAUUUUACCAACAUGGUCAUCUUUUGCAAAAAGACGUCCGGGAAGCUCAAGUUCAGGGCUCCCGUUGAAGACGACUUUUUGGGCAGCCGCACGCGCCGCGCGUUCCUGAUGCCGGCGCACGAGGUGUUUCCCAAGCACUUUUUGCAGGGAGAUUACGGGAUCUUGAGGGAUAACAGCACGGAGCAGCUGACCAAGUGGCACGAGAAGAGCGCGCUGGGGCAUUGGGAGGUGAUGCGGGUUGUGAUGCCGGAUAAGAUUUGGGAGUUGUGGUGAUCCUUUGUGUCCUUCGUGGAGGGAAGGGUGUUUUUUUGCGCCAAAAGUCUGAGAGGAUGGAAUCGACGAGCAAUCUUUCAUUGGAGAUGAGGAGUGUUUGCUCUCUGUACAUAUGGUACUCGGACAUGUGUAAUUACAUUGGGAUGAGCUAGAGCUGCCUACCUAUGAAGCUCACUUAGACAAACUAUUCUUUGAGUUGUAGAAUAAGACCGCUGUUUAUUAUAUAUUUCUUCAGGGCUCCCUGACAUGCCUUGUGUAUCUCAUCAACUCGUCGCUCUUCGCACUGCUAAUCAAAGAUCUUUCAUCCUCCGUCUCCAUAAUACUACCUCACUCAUCCUCACCCCCCUUCUUCACCACAACCUUCCGAGCAGCCUCAAAAGCAGCCUCCUUCGUCACCGCAUUCGUCUCCCGCACAUACUCCCCCAAAUACCCAGGAACCUCCGCCACCUCAUUAUACGGCCCCGCCACCGGCUCCCCAAGAACCUGAUACACCGGCACAACCCCCGUCCACACCCGUCCCGUAACCUUCGCAUCCUCCUUAUCAGCCCUAUCAUCCCCCGGCGGGCCCUCGCGGAUCUUGGCACUCCCCGUCGCGAUGCGCACUUUCAGCACGCUCGUGGAGGAUAACUCGCCCUUGUUGGGCGGCACGCGGGACGCCUCCCAGCGACCCGGGACGACGCCGUCCGUGAUGAGCUGCAUCGCGUAGAGGCGCUCCGCGGGGUCGGAGACGAGGGUUGCGUGGCCGAAGAGGACUGCGGAGCGGUAGUUAUAGCUGUGGGCGUUGGGGGUCAGGGCUAGGACGAGGCCGUCUAGGUGGGAUGCUGCGAUGCAGACGGGGAGGCCUGAAGGAGGGGGAGGAGACGAAGGGGACGAAGUAGAAGAGGCGUCGGAGGGUUGGCGGGAGAUGUUUACGAGGCGGGAGGAGACGUAGCCGUGGAGGUAGAGGUCUAGGACGUCGCCUUCGUCGGCGGAGGGGCGGGAGAAGGAGCCCAUUUGGCCGAGCAUGGGGAGGAUCGUGGGGAAGGGGGAUUGCGGGUCGUUGAAGGAGACGUGGAGGAUUGGGCUUGUGUUUAUUAUGGUGUGGAUUGUGCGGAGGGCAUAGGAUGCUGUGAGGUUGUGUUAGUUGAUGGCUUCGCGAAGACUUGACGUAAGUGAGAGUGAGAGUGAGAGUGAGGCAUACCGCGCGGGCUGUAUCGUUUAACGGUGCCAUAUGGCUCUUUGGGAUACUCGAGUUCAGUGCGAGGCAUGGUUGGAUGCUAUCUACCUGUUGAAAUGAUUGAUGGGAUUGUAUGGUAUGAUGGUGCUGCAACAGAUGUCUAGUUCUAAAGCCACUCAAAAAUGAUCUUUUUGAGGUUGUGUGUUUUCCUUUAUAUUAUAUCCCCCAAUUCUCCAAUUUGAUAACAAGUAACGCCCACCCAAUAACACAACGAAGAAAAGAUACGCCCUUUACGCCCGCCGUCAUCCCGCGUAGACCUAUUGACUCAUCUUGGGCGCGACCGGGCCGGGUGAGGUCUGUCGUACCUUUCGGGCCCGGCUCCGAAAGGAAGAC
Molecule: messenger RNA, 3642 nt
Organism: Colletotrichum scovillei
Lineage: Eukaryota; Fungi; Ascomycota; Sordariomycetes; Glomerellales; Glomerellaceae
Product: spermine/spermidine synthase
Exons: 3
Coding region: 357-2093 (578 amino acids)
Source: RefSeq, a predicted model, not a curated record